UUUCGGUCUCGUUUUUUUCAUGGUUUGUUCUUGUGCACGCGAUAUAAGUUUUUUUAUUGCACAUUUUGUUUGUGUAAUACGUAAGAUAUUCGCAUUUUUCGUUUAUUUAUUCGUGCAGAUGCGUAGUGUUUAAAAUGAAGCGAUAUAUAAGUGGUGCAAAGAAAAGACAUAUAGCAGAUGAAAAGAAAGCUUUUGUGUCAAAAUUGCCAAAAAUAUCUUCUUUUUUAAAAUCCGAUAAAGAAGAUGUUGCAUCUACCUCAGCUGCGAUAAGUGAAAUUCAAGAUAGUGAAUUACCUAUUGAGAAUGAUUUUAACAAAGGUACCUCAGAAUGUGUUAAUGCAGACAGGAAUGAUAAAAGAAAAGAACCUUCAGGAUUGCAGACGAUAUCAUCAAAUAAGAACACUGAAAGUACGUCGACAUCAUCACAAGCAAACAAAUGCCACGAGUCAUUAUCUACCGAUACUGCACACCCGACAGUCUCUACGGAUCCAGCACUUUGGCACAUUGAUGAGAAUUUAAUAUCGUAUUGCGCCCAAAAAGGGCCAACUUUUUGUAGAAACAAAGAUUCUAAUUUCAAAAAGUCUAGUAGGAUUUACGAAUAAGUAGAUCGAAAGAAGACGCGAACUUUUCACAAAUCUUUAUUUGAUUGCAAAUUGAAAAAUGGCGAAAUAGUCGAUCGCGAGUGGUUGUUGUAUUCACCUUCAACAGGCAAAGUAUACUGUUUUGUUUGCAGAUUAUUUUCGCCCCAACAUAGUUUUUGCACUAAUUUAUAAUAAGUUAUUCAAUAACAAUCAGUUCUUUUAAGAACUAUUUG
Messenger RNA from Nasonia vitripennis (jewel wasp), 814 nucleotides. RefSeq lists its product as uncharacterized. NCBI's taxonomy places the organism in Eukaryota, Metazoa, Arthropoda, Insecta, Hymenoptera, Pteromalidae. The transcript is spliced from 3 exons. The record is from RefSeq and is a predicted model, not a curated record. The coding region runs from base 135 to 602 and encodes 155 amino acids.